UUUUGAAAGUUCGGUGGGUUUUUUUCUUUUUUGUGUGUAUACCUAAAAGAUAAAUAUGAUCGAUAUCGUCGGCACUUGUUAUCGCUUCAUCGGAGACGUUCUACACGGGUUCCGGGCACAACCAAGUAAAUCAAAUGUCGAUAAUGUGGAAGUAGAUCCAAAACCAGCUUCUAAACCACUGAAUCUAACAAAGUUCGAUGAUUUAGCAGCUCAAGCAUUAACAACUGUGUUUGGAAUGGAUGCGGAAGGAAGAAUUAAGAAAGAACAAGCACGUAAAGUUGUCGAAAAUCUUGGGUUAAUAGGUGGAAUGGAUGAAACUAAGAAUUUCGAGCUUCCGGGCAGUUUAGAAGAAGAUCAAGAGUUGAAAGCAGAAGAGAUCGUGGAUGGUUUGGAUGAUGAUCAAGAUGGUUUGAGACGUUCCGAGCUGAUGAAACGAGCAUUUACGGUGUUCGACGAAGACGGAGAUGGGUAUAUAGAUGCUACAGAAAUUAAGAGAGUUCUUGAGUGUUUAGGGUUAGCUAAAGGAUGGGAUAUGGAUCAGUUUGAGAAGAUGAUUAAAGCUGUGGAUUUGAAUUUUGAUGGGAAAGUGGAUUUGAGUGAGUUUGAGUUGAUGAUGGGCGCAAAGAUAAUGUAAUAUUAUUCAUGUACUUAAUUGUUUUCGUAUUGUUAUAUAUUUUUUCAUGAGUGUCAGUGGAAAAUAAUGCAGAUAAGCUUGGAUUAUUUUUUUCUUGCAUCAUGGCACUGUAUAGGUGGCUGUUUUUCCCA
Messenger RNA from Papaver somniferum (opium poppy), 765 nucleotides. RefSeq names its product calmodulin-like protein 6. The coding region runs from base 56 to 634 and encodes 192 amino acids. The transcript has a single exon. Lineage: Eukaryota; Viridiplantae; Streptophyta; Magnoliopsida; Ranunculales; Papaveraceae. Gene Ontology annotation, molecular function: calcium ion binding. The record is from RefSeq and is a predicted model, not a curated record.